Molecule: messenger RNA, 998 nt
Organism: Lycium barbarum (goji berry)
Lineage: Eukaryota; Viridiplantae; Streptophyta; Magnoliopsida; Solanales; Solanaceae
Product: cytochrome b561 and DOMON domain-containing protein At5g47530-like
Exons: 1
Coding region: 284-850 (188 amino acids)
Source: RefSeq, a predicted model, not a curated record
AUUUCCUCCUCAAAAUAGCUGAUAAGAAAUAUUCAAUCCCCCUGGACUCAUUCAUAAACUAGAUGUUCCUUUGAGACACAUUAUAGGAGUAUAAAAUACCUACAAACAUUAUAAUCUCUCAACUUGCAUAAAAGGUUUCCUCCUACAUUCUCAGUAAUUGCUAUUACCAGCCUUUUCUGUUUCAUAUAGGGUCAUCAAAAGUGCGGCCCACUUGGUGUUGGAUCAGCUCGACAGGUCACUCAAUAGCCUUUUACAGUGUUUUUUCCUUCAGUUUCCUUUCCCCAUGGCAUCGAGUUCAACAUCCAAACUGCUAUUCUGUAUUCUUGCUUCACUUUUUCUUGUUUCGACUGGGCAAAACUGUUCAAACUACACUUUCACAGCCAAUAGAACUUUCAGCUCUUGCAAAGAGCUUCCAUAUUUAGAAGCAAACCUACACUGGAACUACAAUUCAUCCAGCACAAAAGUUUCACUUGCAUACAGAGCUAAACAAGAUUCUAAGGGGUGGGUAGCAUGGGCUGUCAACCCUACUAGACGAGGUAUGGUUGGAUCGCAAGCUCUAGUUGCUUUCCAUAACUCAAAUGGUAGCAUGAUAGCUUAUACAACACAAUUAACAAGUUACAAUCCAUCCAUGCUGAAAGCAAAUCUCACCUUUCAGGUUUCGUAUGUAUCGGCAGAAUACUCGAACAAUGAGAUGACUAUCUUUGCGACUAUUGGGCCACUGGGCAAUAGAACCACAGUAAAUCAUGUCUGGCAAACUGGAAGCUCAGUCUCAAGUAACAUCCCUCAGAUGCAUCCAUUAUCAUCCCCUCACCUUCGAUCAUUUGGCGAAAUAGAUUUUCAGACAGUUUGAAAACAACUGCCUGAGAAAAGAUAGUCUCUUUUGUUUUUUAACUUAUCAAAUAAAUAAAUAAAAAUCAUCUUUAGCUUUUAUCCAAUAUUUCCAGAUCAGGUCUCCAAAACGUCUAGAAUAAAACUUCCUAGCAAAUUACUGUCAGAAA